This is a messenger RNA of Electrophorus electricus (electric eel), 3441 nucleotides long. NCBI's taxonomy places the organism in Eukaryota, Metazoa, Chordata, Actinopteri, Gymnotiformes, Gymnotidae. The record is from RefSeq and is a predicted model, not a curated record.
CUGGGGUAGCAGGAUGUGCGAAAGAGAGCGCUAGACAGAUAAACAGACAGGAAGACUGGCAGAACUUGGGCUAAAUCAAGACGAGUGCGGUGAGAGAAACGGAGGUUUACGCAUGACGCCUUAAACCAAGAGGCUGUUUAAAUGACUUUGUGGCUUGAAUCUGAAGAAUAACACAGCAAACCCUACGUGGAUGUACGCGUGAUCGUGAAUAUACUCGAUCAGAGCGAGGAUGUCCGUCAGCUCCCCGAGCAGCAGUGACGCGUGCCUGAGCAUCGUCCACAGUCUGAUGUGCCACCGGCAGGGCGGCGAGAACGAAGGCUUCGCCAAGCGCGCCAUCGAGAGCCUGGUGAAGAAACUGAAGGAGAAGAAGGAUGAGCUGGACUCGCUCAUAACGGCCAUCACCACUAAUGGCGUCCACCCCAGCAAAUGUGUCACCAUCCAGAGGACGCUGGACGGCCGGCUGCAGGUGGCAGGGCGCAAAGGCUUCCCUCAUGUCAUAUACGCUCGGCUGUGGCGCUGGCCGGACCUCCACAAGAACGAGCUCAAACACGUCAAGUUCUGCCAGUAUGCCUUCGAUCUCAAGUACGACAACGUGUGCGUGAACCCCUACCACUAUGAACGGGUGGUGUCUCCAGGCAUUGUUGGACUGAGUUUGCAGACCACAGCAGGUAGGCCAAUAAAGGAAGAAUAUAUCCCCGACUGUAUCCAGAUGGAGGGGUCGUCCAGAAUGUCCUCCCAGCAGGAGCUCCCUGGCCCAGACCACUACAGCCAACAGCUGCCCCCACUCCAGCUGCCCUCAGAGCCCCAUCAUCACCCCGCUCCCUCAGUGACCCUCUACCCUAGUCUGCCCCUCUCCCCACCCCCGAGCAGCGCCAGAAUGUCCCUGCCAGGAAGCCGUACCGACGGCCUACUACAGAUAGCUUCCACUCCGAGCAGGGCUGUAGCUUCCAGCUCUCCUCCCACUACUCCCACGCACACAAACACACAUGCCGCAACCUCCACCCAGCAGCCUGCCGUCAGCCAGAGUGACUACAGCAGCACCACUAAGCACACGCAAACACAGACCUCCUACCACACAACGACUUGGACAGGUACAAGCACAGCUUCCUACACACCGUUGGGGUCUCAACAGAAUGGGCGGAGUCACCAACAAACCCCUCACCAUCACACGGGUCAUUUCUGGUCUCAACAUCACACUCCAGCCUCAUACCCCCAGCCAGUUUCCAACCAUCCAGGUCCAGAAUUCUGGUGCUCGAUCUCAUACUUUGAGAUGGAUAUCCAGGUUGGGGAGAUGUUUAAGGUGCUGGCUAACUGCCCGCUGGUAACCGUAGACGGGUACGUGGAUCCAUCUGGAGGCGAUCGCUUCUGCCUGGGGCAGCUCAGCAAUGUGCACCGCACAGAAGCCAGUGAGCGAGCUCGGCUCCACAUUGGGAAGGGCGUGCAGCUGGAGUGCCGUGGUGAGGGAGACGUGUGGAUGCGCUGUCUCAGCGACCAUGCUGUGUUCGUGCAGAGCUACUACCUGGACCGGGAGGCGGGGAGGGCGCCUGGGGACGCCGUUCACAAGAUCUACCCUGGAGCUUACGUCAAGGUGUUUGACCUGCGUCAGUGCCACAGGCAGAUGCAGCAGCAGGCGGCCACUGCCCAGGCAGCAGCUGCAGCCCAGGCGGCAGCAGUGGCGGGGAACAUCCCCGGGCCGGGCAGCGUGGGGGGCAUAGCCCCCGCCAUCAGUUUCUCCGCUGCUGCAGGCAUUGGCGUGGACGACUUGCGGCGCCUCUGCAUCUUGCGUCUGAGCUUCGUGAAGGGCUGGGGCCCGGACUACCCACGCCACAGCAUCAAACAGACGCCCUGCUGGGUGGAGGUGCACCUCCAUCGGGCACUACAGCUGCUCGAUGAGGUGCUGCACACCAUGCCGCUCUCUGACCCGGGUCCCACCAACUGACCUGGGGAGAGAGCUUAGAAAGAGAGGGUGGUACCGUAAGCCAGCUCCCGCACUAUGGCAGGUCGGGGGGAGGGGGAGGGGUGAUGACAUGCUACAUAGCUUCUCUAGUAAAAGCAGCACCGCCUGCAUGCGCAGACAGUGACUCAUGGGAGCAGGCAAACAAACACGUGGGCUUUCCGUUGCCAUGGGCAGCAGGCUGAGUGUACCGCCACGCUGGCCCUCCUUUAUGUCACUCACAGAGCUGUUGACUCGGUAACCAGGGAAAUACUAACCAGAGAACAUGAUGUUCCAAAAGGCCAGGUGAACCUGCUGCCAUUGGAGGUGCCUGUUGCAUGGUGCUUAUAAGAGGGCACUGAAGCUUGAGGAGCAUCUUGACUGGAACUCAUGAGUCAUGUGGCAUUCGUGGCCCAGGAUAGGCUUCAAAAUAUUGAGUCAUGCUGUAAUAGCAGUGAUGUCACAGACACUUUGAUUAAUAUAAACUCAGUUUGAUAAGGGAUUGACAAUCCUCCUGUUUUGGGGAAAUGUACAGUACUGCCACAGUGCCUUCUUGUAAACAUAAGACUUUAUUUUAUUAAAGAGGUAGUCAGUUUUCUCUAAAACCAUAACCAAAAAGCCAAAUCAAAUAACCACACAAGAAAUGCAAAUAGUUAAUAAUAUACUGUGCAAAAUAUGGGUCUGCAUCUUUUAUUAAAUAAUAUUGCAGUACUACAAGGCACUAUUUAAAUGUCCAGUAUCGCGAAGUCAGCCUCUCUAGACUGAAUAGAAAGAAGACAACAAAGGUUCAGUAACCUUACUCACCAAAGGUCUGUUGUACAGUGUCAUACUAGCAAAUGUUUUCAGUGCUUCUAACAAUGGAGGACACUGCACUGAAUUACAUGGUGCGGCCCUUUCAUGGUGUGGCUCCAACCAACUGGAUUCACUACAACCCCCACUGCCCCAUGUGCUGCUGGGAUAGGCUCCAGCCAUGUACGACCCUGAACUGGAUUCAGCAGUUUAGGAGAUUAAUGAAUUAAUUAACGAAUGAUUCAAUUAGUUAACUAGAAUACUAGAAGUUUCAGACCAUGUGAUUCUCUCAGGUGUAUAGAGAACGGCCCUGGUUUUCUAUUUUACAGGUCGUUCAGAUGUAUGCAUCGGAUUCAGUAAACCUUUACCACAGAUCACAACAAGGCCAAAGUGAAUUUAAAAAUGUUUCCUUUAAAAAAAAGGGGAUCGUAAUUGUCAUUCAAAGAUAUCAGUUGCUAUAUUUACAAUGAUUGUACAAUAACUGUUUAACUUUGCACAGCUUCUGGACUAUAAGCAACAUCAGAAUUUAUUAUUAUACCAUAAGAAUAUGUUCUGUAGAUUUCAAAUCCAUACAGAUUUUUGUUUGCCAUCAUUUAUAGUCAUGUUUAUGGCAUGUUUAGUUAACCUUGCUGAUGGCAUUAGCACUGAGGAAGAUAUCAUCCCUGAGUGGCUGUCAUUUAAGCUGUCCUACCAAAAAUAAAAAAUGUUGCAUUUUUGAA